AUGAUCCUUGAGACGAGUAGAGACAGUGUGUGUGAAAAAGAGCAGAUUAGUGGUGGUGAGGACAGGUUGGUAGGUAGCGAGCAGACAUGUCACGUCGUUGUGGUGGAGUUCGGCGUUACUGAAAUCCCGAUCAGUGGCGAGCUCAUGUCCGUCGCGUGGUCGGCGUUACUGAAAUGCCGGUGGUACGUGCCUGACUACCCUGAGUGUGGCAGGUUGUGCCCCAAUUACACUAGGGUUGUGCCCAAAGUGGCUCUCCUAUGUAGCCCGAUGCUGUUCAGCCUUAAUUCUUGUGGAAAUGCCACCCUACGACCAGUAGUUGCCCCCCAAGCAAACAUUCCCCUAUAUGACGUCCAGACUGCUUUCCUUCUUGGAGGCUCCCGGAAUGAGGUUGCCCGCCAAGCUUGGCUACAGCGCUAUCCCUAUUUCACAAAUCCCUCAUACAUCCAGGCCCUCGAACAUGGCACCAUCAGAAUUCUCAUUCCCGACCAAGUACAAACUGCUGAAAAGCUGCACCGCUCUGCCAUUGUGCGACCCGUCGAGAAAGUCCCUAAAUUCUGGGCUACCCAUCUGGAUAAUAUCUUUACCCCUGCCCAGCAGUUGGAAUUGGGCACAGCAUACAACUACCUAUCCACUCCACCUGUUCAAUGCCGUGCUCACAAGAAACUUGAUGCAGAGGAUAGAAGACACGGACUCUUUGCUCGCCCAACCUAUCACUUUGGACGAUGGUUGAGGCAAAGAAAUCCAGCCAUAUUCAGUGCCGAUACCAUGCAAGCUGGAGCAAUCCUUGCAACCCAGCAACAAUGUCAAGGAGAUUGCAUCCGGCAGUACGACAAGGAAUUAUUUGCUAGACAAGCUUACACUUCCCUUGUUUCCAACGACCUCACCACCAACAGCCUUCUCCCCCAGGCGGUUGCUCCAGCCUUUCAAACCACUCAAUGUCAACGUCCCUUUGAAUUUGGCGGUUUUGGUACCAUGGUCGCAGCAACAACUGGCCAGUCUGAAAUGGUGCAUAUAGACAUCAAUGAUAGCGAGUACAGUUUGGUGAUGCCUAUUGCUCCUGACGGAUUUGGGGAUGAACAUUUGCCGACUGUUCAGAAGUGGGCUCUCCUUAACUCAAAGGUGGUAGCUACUGAAUAUAUCACUCACUACCGACAACAAUCAAGGAUCACUGAAGAAGUUCAGCAAUCUUUCUUUGCUAGGCGGGGUUAUCGUGACAAAUACCCUCUAGGUUUUUGUAACUUCGCCGUAGUCAGUCUCAGUGAUUCGGGUGGUGGAGGGUCGGUGAUGGUAGUUGUCAGGAAUGUUACGACAUGGUUCGUGACACAGCUCUUCCUCAAUGGGAGCAUCUGUGGUGUAGGCGUGAACAGUGACAGGGGGUGGUUGGGUGCGGGUGCUGCCAUUGUGAAUGUGGAUUGUCUCAGUGUCAAUCCGGAUGUGGAAGGUCAAAGGGUGGCGAGUUCCGUUACACAGCCCAUCGGACGGUGCCAGAUUACAGAGAAGAAUGAGAGGAGAGGAAGUCUUGAGGUUGAGUACAUGGAGAGGGAAGCCAGCAGGCUGAAAGGUGUGCAAAUACUCUUUGGUGAGACCCGUGUUAGAACCAUCCUCAAAUUUGAUUGUUGCGUUCACUAUUUGAGACCGGCUUGCUUUUGGAAUCACGGGAAGGCACUGCCGAAGGUCACCUGCAUGCCAAGGCCCAGAGCUACAGUGUCUUCAGCUGUAGGAUCUGACAAAGACGGAGUGGAACAUAAAGGUUUAGAUGGUCUUGGACCAAGACGAAUGAAGAUGGUCCGUGGUACUGUGAAGUGA
Messenger RNA from Tremella mesenterica DSM 1558, 1806 nucleotides. RefSeq lists its product as uncharacterized. The coding region runs from base 1 to 1806 and encodes 601 amino acids. The record is from RefSeq and is a predicted model, not a curated record. NCBI's taxonomy places the organism in Eukaryota, Fungi, Basidiomycota, Tremellomycetes, Tremellales, Tremellaceae. The transcript is spliced from 14 exons.